Messenger RNA from Ooceraea biroi (clonal raider ant), 9940 nucleotides. Its product is annotated as semaphorin-1A. NCBI's taxonomy places the organism in Eukaryota, Metazoa, Arthropoda, Insecta, Hymenoptera, Formicidae. Gene Ontology annotation, molecular function: semaphorin receptor binding; chemorepellent activity. Gene Ontology annotation, biological process: negative chemotaxis; positive regulation of cell migration; neural crest cell migration. The record is from RefSeq and is a predicted model, not a curated record. Gene Ontology annotation, cellular component: plasma membrane.
CAGUUGCGACUCGAGCGGCGAGUGGUGCGUGUGUCGUUCUGUUUCGUCUCGUCUCGUAACGCGUUUGCCGUCGUGUCGCGGUCGGGCGACUCGCAAGACACGGCCGCCAAAGACGCGAGGCUCGGAUUUCUUCUUUCUUUUUGCCUUUUAUUUCGCGCGCACGUAUCCACCGACCGGUACGCGCCGGAAAUUGUGAAACGGCCACGGGAGCGAAGAGUGACGCUGAAAAGGAGUGACGCUUCGUCGCGGACGUCGCGGGUGACGCGUUCGAGCAAGAGGCGGCGGAGUGGUGCUCUCUCUCUUUCUCUCUCCCCGUCUCUUUCUUUCUUCCAGUGUUACACUUUUAUUGUGCCAACAACUAUUGUCUCUCGCCUAUUAUCGUCUCCCACCCCUCCCGUCUCUUGGAUUUUUUUUCAAUUUUCUUUCGACGGGCCACCGCGUGGCGAUAGAACGUCGGGCCCCCCGUCGAAAGUUGCCGCGCGCUUCGAUCCCUCGCUCGGCAAGAGCGUUUCUUUGGGAAGAGCUUUUCUGCGAAGGAUACGAAGGAUCGUCCGGUGACGGGAAUACCUACUCGGAGGAACUCGACGCCCGCGCGUAUGCACCAUCACGUCGACUCUGCCUUUUCGGAAUGACGAUCGGUGGUGGCGAUGAUGAGGCUUGAAAGUUAUCGUUGACUUGUCGGACAUCCUGCAGGGCCAUUUGUUUCCAGGAUGAGCGCGUCGCUGCGGAUUUUGGCUCUGAUCAGCUUAGCCGCGCAAAAUGUGGCUUGGCCGCAGGACCCCAUUCCUCGACUGCACGUCAAACACCGCGACGUGAUUGGCCAGCGGUUCCUGGGCAACGAGAGCCACGUGGAGCACUUCAAGCUCCUAGAACGUGCGACUACCUCCAUCCUGAUCGGGGCCAGGAACGCCAUUUACAACAUAAGUCUGCACGACCUAACGGAGAUCGCCGACCAGAGAUUGCAGUGGUCCAGCACCGAGGCGCAUCGCCAGCUUUGCUACUUGAAGGGGCGCAACGAUGACGAGUGCCAGAACUAUGUACGAGUGUUUGGCAGGCAAGGCCCCGAUCGCUUCCUCGUUUGCGGCACGAAUGCCUACAAGCCGCUCUGCAGACAAUUCACGAUCAAGGAUGGAACGUACGUGAAGAAAAGCGACAUGGACGGUUUGGGGCUUUGCCCUUACGAUCCACGGCACAACAGCACGGCGGUUUUUGCCGAGGGACAGUUGUACGCCGCGACGGUGGCCGACUUCUCCGGAGGCGAGCCUCUGAUACACAGGGAGAAAAUUCGCACCGAACGUUCGGAUCUGAACCAGCUGAACGGUCCCAAUUUUGUGAGCUCGUUUGCGCAUCAGGAUUACGUGUUCUUCUUCUAUCGCGAGACGGCCGUGGAGUACAUGAACUGCGGAAAGGCGGUCUACUCGCGGGUUGGCAGGGUCUGUCAGCACGACAAGGGCGGGCCGCACGCAUUUAGCGACAGAUGGACGAGUUUCCUGAAAGCGAGACUGAACUGCUCGGUGCCGGGAGAGUACCCGUUCUACUUCAAUGAAAUACAAUCGACGAGCGACGUAACGGAUGGUCGAUACGCGGGAAAAUCCGCGCGUCUAGUUUACGGGGUGUUCACGACCCCGGUAAACUCUAUCGGAGGCUCAGCUGUCUGCGCGUUCUCUAUGGACAGCAUUCUAGAGGUCUUCCAGGGUGCUUUCAAGGAACAGGAGACUAUAAACAGCAAUUGGCUACGGGUACUGCCAGAAAAGGUGCCUGAGCCCAGGCCCGGCGCCUGUGUCAACGAUUCUAGAACACUUCCGGACAUAACUGUCAAUUUCGUCAAGGCCCAUCCUCUCAUGGACGACGCGGUGCAAUCCUACUUUCUAUUACCUGUGAUAACCAAGACCAGUUUUAAUUACAGAUUUACCAAAGUCGCCGUAGAUCCCCAAGUAAAAGCAUUGGAUGGUAAAGCGUACGAUAUCCUCUACAUCGGAACAGACGACGGCCGUGUUUUGAAGGCUCUCAAUACACGUGCGCCAGAGACACGAUCUAGCGUCGGCCAAGUUAUCGUCAGCGACGUUCAAGUAUUAAAAUUCGGCCAAGCAGUCAAGGAUCUUUUGGUGGUUCAUCUGGCUGGCGAGGCGAGCAAACUGGUGGUGUUCGCGGAUUCCGAGAUUCGCGCAGUUCCCUUACAUCAUUGCGAUUCGCCUGCUGCGGCUACCUGCAGAUCCUGCGUCGCUCUGCAAGAUCCUCAUUGCGCCUGGGACGCGACCGCGAAUCUCUGCGUGGCGGUGCUGACGAAACUCCACGACAGCGAUGCCGACAAGACGCUAUUCCAGGAUAUCGUUACCGGCAGGCACAGAAGUUGCGGAUACGAACAAGAGAUGACGAAGCCCGUGCAACCAGCAGUAGCGCCCGAAAUUGGGCGCGACGAGCAGCCCGAUGAACGGGACAAUGAGAUCGUCAUCGAGUUGGAUCGGGAAAAUCAGUACGGCCGUACCCAGCCGAGGGCUAACGAGCCUCAAGGUGUAACUGUGACACCAGUGGUAUACUCGGCGCAAACGUUGACAGGAGCGCUGAUAGGCACCUGCUUCUGUUCCCUGGUGGCUGGCUUCGCGUUCGGCUUCUGGUUCUCCCAGAGGCUGCGCGGUACGUCGUACCCGGAGCCAUCCGAGCAACGGCAACAGCUCAACCGGCUGACGGAGAGCUCCGAGUCGCCCGGAUUCAACAACAAGUCUAUCAACUUGGUACUUAACGUACCGCCCAAGAACCCAAAUGGCAAGAACGCCAACUCGUCGGCGGAGAACAAGCCGGUGCAGAAAGACCCCACGGGUUCUGGCGCAUCUUCCACCAGCUCUUCCUCCGACCUCGCGGAGUCGGACGAACGCAACGACGAGGACGGCGACGACGACGAGGAUGACGAUGGGACAACGCCCACGAGUCUCACCACCGGCAUCGCCACGGACCACACGAGCAACACGCAUAACAAACCGGACGAGGAUCGCUACGAGGAUCACUACGAGAGCGUCGGGAACGAUGAGACUUGCACGCUCGAGUACUUGGACUCUUACGACGCGGAGCAACGAUCCACCAUUCGGUAUCAUCAGACCGAGUGCGCCGAGACCACGUUGAUGAAUGGGCCGGCGACGUGCGAGCACGAGGACUCCGGCAGCAGCGACAGUGCCAACAGCCUCGAUGAUCUCUGCGGUCGUCGUCUCGCGGCCGCCGCCGGCGACGCUGAUGAUGAUCGAUUCGCUCGUCGGAACGACGAGGUGACGGGCAACUCGCGCGAUCACUACAUGGUACCCACGCGAAGUCCGCGCGAGCUCAACGAGAGGAUCCUGUCGCUGUUCAACCCGCAGUUCUUGCCGAACUUUAACAGCAUGAUCACGCACGCGAGCAUGAGCGCGCACAGUCCGCCACCGCGGUCCCAGUCCAUGGCCCAAUACUGCGGCGAGGACGAUAACUUCCUGCUCCGAAGCAUAGACUAUCGUAAACGCGACGGCACGAACUCGAUGUGCUUUCGACGUGGACUGACUUACGAAACGCCGCGGAAGUGACCGUGCAUUCACGUCGGCGGAUAAAGCGACCUUCCCGUUACUUGCGGUUGGUUUGAUCACGAAAAACGUCUAGGACCGUAACUUUGUGUGCAUCUAGGAAAGUAGCAGUGUUGAGGGAGUGACAAAUGACUGUACGUAUCUUCUACGAUUCUAGUAUCGAAGAAGAAGAAGAAGCAGCAGCAGCAGAAGAAGAAGAAGAAGAAGAAGAAGAAGAAGAAGAAGAAGAAGAAGAAGAAGAGCCGAGAACUGUCACGGAUAUGGUACUACGCGCAGCGAAACCCCUUUCCUCUCUUUUCCUGUAGUCCCACGAACGCACGGCUACAGGUCGCGGUCAAGAGAGAGAGAUGCGACACGAUCACAUAGCGACGCGUACCUCGCACGUUGUAUCGUAGAUCGAUGCAAAGGAACGGAGGGCGAAUAGCGAAUCACGUGAUAAGUCCGAGAUCUACUUUUUUAUGGUAUUUUCAAGCUUCGCCAAGUAUGAUGUCUGCGCGCGGUUAUAUACGCCCACGUGGCCCCCACCGUGGAAUUAUUCUGUAUAGAAUUCGAGAUCGUUUCGAGUCACUUUUCUUCAUUCGUUUUCGAUCGCGAUAGGGAGGGACGACGAGCGAGAAGUAGAGAGAACGCGGGGGAAAGGUGUAUGCCGACGAGAACGACACAAGUCGAGGCUGAUGAAAAAUUGAACCGUAAUUAAUGUAAUGUGAUACCAUACGAGGACUGUGUUCGUAGCAGUGGCCUGUUAGGUGCUUAGACUGAUGCAAGAUAAAAGAAAAAAAAACACGAAACACUGUGUAGAGACAUUUAAGCAUUCGCGCGAAAGAGAGAUGAGGCGUGCCUUCCGUGUAUUAAUUGUUGGCAAAUCUUGAUCUAUAAACAGGAAACGGAGUGUUAAUACGGCCGGUAUAGAUUCGGGCAAGUGCCUCAUUUAUGCGUUUUGUUUAAGCUGUAGGACGGAGCGGAGCGUAGAGAGACAGAGAGGAGGAAAGAGAGAGAGAUCUAAGUAAGACUAAUUCGAUAGUAUCGUUGUGCACUUAUUGGCGUGCUGUGAGUAUUGGUAAUGGCCGGGAAUACGGGCGGGAGCGUGAUUAUUAAUAACUCGGAUCGCGGGGGAGUAUAGUGGCAGCCGUAUGUAGUUUCUUCGAGGAAUGCAUGUUGAAAAAUUCAUGUACGCGCGCGCAAGCGCGUCAAUGCAAAAAUUAAAACUCGCUACUUGUGCAGUAGGCGUUGCUAGUAAGGACGGAAAUUUAAAGGAGAAACAGCAAAACGCGCACGUUUAUUUCGAGCUGAGCGGAGUUUAAUUAAUCUAAUAGGCGAGAUAUUAGUAGUACGUUGACAAUUUGACAGUAGAUUCGAUUAGAAGCUAAUCGCUGAUUAUCUAGAUAAUAAUAGUAACCGAGCGAAUCUACCGUUUUUCUAACUAUUUCAGGAAUAAGACGAGAAGUUCGGCCAAAAAUUGCUUAGGGACACUGCGCGUAUAUACUUAAAGAGUGCUUUCUCGCGUUAUCUCCCUUUGCGUUUCGCAAAUUUCGUGACAAUUUGACAUUUGAGCAGAACGUGCAACGGAAUACACAUGCAGAAGGAAACGGAUUCGUUGCAGCGCUGCGAGUAUUAUUAUUUGAACAAAUUCGAACUGCGUUUCGUCGCGGUGCGUAGAACUAAUUUCUAGCUGACUAAGCAUGUUGCAUGUAUGUUUGAUUCAUAUUUUUUUUAUAUAUAUUUUUACACGCCGUCGUGUACCACGGCGAACAUCCUCGAGGAAACCCCGAAAUGGAAGGAACCGAAACGGAAUGAGCGAGAGAUCUUAGAUCAAUGGCGCAAAUUGGUUUUACUAGCGUAUAUACAUCCAAUUAACGAUUGCGAUACGAUUACACGCGCGCAUCUCCUUGACAGCUCAAUCGCGGACAGAGUGCCUCUAACGAUGAGCGUCCUGAGAUUUUCUUCGAAUGUGAAAAAACGGCGGAAAGUGCACUCUCGAUAUCGAGGAUCGGUGAAAGGCGAACGUUUCUCAUUUUCCUAAGCCUGUUUUAAUCGCGUCAGCCUAGUAUCGAUUAAUCGACGUACUAAUGAACGAAUCUCUAUUAUAUGUAUAUGUAUAUAUAAUAGUUAUUAGUAAUUAGUAAUUAAAUUAUUAGUUAAUUUAUCCCAGGAAAACGGGCAUCAGAAAUUGAUUAAUGAUGCGUUUCUCGGAGGUAUUUUUGGAUACAGGAUAUUUUCUACGUGCAUCGUUUUUGUACACCAACGCGUUUUAUACGUAAUUGUUAGCGCACAGAAAUGACUUGAAUGUAACAAUCCGUUCUCCAAACGUACUUUCCGUCGUUUUGUGCACCACGCACUAAUUUCCUCAUCGUUCGUAAACCAACACUGCCGCGCAAAUUCUAACACGCCUCGAGCGAAGUACAGUACUACAGUAGACAUCCUAUGAUUAUCAUCAUUGAUUGUCAUCAUUGAGCAUAGAGAGAUCAGGGUAAUAACGAAACAUUGUUCAAGUGCUUUCGCGUUCGACGGUAGGGCUCGGUGUAGAUAGCAUACGUAUGUGACGGUAACUGCGUGCUGUAUAAGCGAAAAGGGAAGUCAUGUAAAUACGUAGAACUGUUUUUUAUCGUUGAGAUCAUUUAAGCGAGAUCGAGGAAUCAUUCGUUAUGCUACUCGUCACGCGGGCAGCAGUGAUAAGCAUCAAUAUUAUACAUUGCAUUCUCAUUGCUGCGCGUAUAUACAUACACAUAACAUGUGUACAUGCGUAUGUGUACAUGUACAUGUAUACAUGCGUGUGUAUAUAUAUAUAUAUAUACACGCAUGCAUAGUUAAGCAUGGACACACACACAUGCACAUACAUACAUAAGCGUGCAGUUACACACACACACACACACACACACACACACACACACACACAUAUUCGUUUUUAAUUCGCGUAGAAUGCUACUUCAAGAAAGGAGAUAUGUUAAAUAAGAGAGGCAGCUAAUUAGAUUUAUGCGCUGACUUUGUAAAAGUCUGUCUUUCCUUAAAUAAAUUUUUGCCAUGCCCCGUUCAUCGAGUUCGGUUGAUUUCGGCUGGCAAGCCUUUGACAAAAUAUAAAACGAUGUUUAUGUAAUAGAAAUAUUCCAAUUAGGUACCUUAAUGCGAGAUAUAUGACAGUAGGCAAAAAUUGUUAUAUAUAUACAUAUAUAUAUAUGUUAUAAUAUUUCUAAAUUGAGAGACCGUGGGGGAGGAAGAGCGUAUAAAAAUUUACGUGUAUACAAAUGUACUAUUAGAAUACCAUUUGCAUAUACGAAUAAUGUAUAUAAUACUCCGUUCAAAACUGACGUUAUUGUGCUUUUUAAACGACUUCGAUAAAGAUACAUGGAAUUUUAAAUAUUACAUAUAGCAUGAGAGAAAAAUGCAUAAGCUAUCCAUAGCUUCAAGAGACAGCUUUUCACUUUUUUAAAAAUAUGGAUUCAGAAUUUUUCAAAAAGCGAAGAAUUCUUCAAAUGUAGAAAUAGAAUUCUUACUUGAAAGCAUCAUUUUGACUUUAGUUUGAAUCCAGUUUUUAUACGUAUAGUCUGGAGUUGCAUUAUGUAAAAUUGUAAAACGUCAAAUAUUGCAUUACUUGAUAAAAAUAUCGACAAGUAUAUCUUUUUUUAUUGGGAAGGACACAUUUCAAUCAGAAAGGUAAAAGAUUAAUGCGCUUUGUACAGUUUUUAGCCAGCGGAUUGAAACCAAGAGGCAAUACAUGUAGCUCAUGAAUGCGGUAAAGCGACAAUUAUUAUUAUUAUUAUUAGCAAAUUCAAUUUAAUAAAAUUGAAUUUAUAAUUUAAUAAUUUUAGACUGUUUCGUGUGUCGCGAUGAAAAAAAAGGAACGGGGACAAUGCGGAGAAUAUGACAGUAUGAGAAGUAUAAUUACGUGACGCGGUAUAUAUAGCCGUAGACUCGUAAUAACACUCGCAUUAAUUAGGUAAUGUAACCGCAACAUUCCAUUAAAGCCGGGACUGCCAACCGUCUAAUGAAUACUGACCUGGCAGUGGGAUGCAAGAAUGAUAUACGCAAAAAAAGCUAAUAAUACUUUUUUAUUUAUUUAUGCUUUGAAUGCAGAUGGAAUCGACAAGAAUUUGAAUAAUUUAUUUCAUAUCACUGUAUCAUCAUUAUAUCGUUUUUCUAUAUUCGUGCUAUAUUGUUCCAUAACAUUUUACUAUUUUUGAUUUAAAACAAAAUACGUGUAAAACGUCAUAUUUGACAUUAUUUAGAUAUCGUGUAAUGUCCACGUAUUCUUUCUGUCAUUUAAAUGAUUAAUAAAUACAUGACAUGACAGUUCAUGCAAGAAAUGUAUAAGUUUGAUUCAACUUAGCUUUCGGAUACGAAUUUUAUUCUUGCACAGUUACUAUUUAUUGAAAUAGAUACAUAAAAUUCAAGAUAUAUAAUAGAAUUUUAUCAAAUUUUUGAAACGUUAAAUUUCCACACUAUUUCUGAGCACAAAAGGAACGUAAGCGCAACACGAAAUUAACAAAGAAAGAAAGAACAGAAAUAUCCCGUUAUUGAUUAUUCUUAAAUAAAGUAUUUUUCUCACAUAAUUGGCACAUAGCCGUCUGAGAGAGCACAACGAAAACAAGUUCAAAGUAUCUAAUAUGCGUCAUAACUCAUAUUGUUGAUUAAUUGUAACAUAAUUCCCGCUGAGCGGCUGGGUGGCAGUCCGGGCACACAUCUUUGCUGUGCCAAUGCAACGUCUCUUUUAUGUAUAUAAUAUUGUAAUUCUAAUUAACCUUAGAUAAAAUAGCUAAAAUCUAAAUCAUGCUAAGUUGAAUAAACAUUUAUUUAUCAUCACAUACACUCAUACACGAUUUAAAAAAAAUUUCAGAUAAAUGAUACUCGACUUCAGAAAGUGUACAUUACACUAUACGCGUUUAUGUUUCGCGUAUAACAAAAUUUUGAUUGAUAUUCACGGGUGUCUCUUAGUUUUCUUCAAGUAGUUUUUAUAUUUACUUUUACUAUAUUAAUUUUAUAUAAUUUUAAAAAUAUAAAAGGAACCUAAAAAUUCUUUGGCCAAUCUCCUUUCGAUCUUUCUUCAAAAGUGAAACACGAAAACAUCGAAAACACGUAUGAUUUUCGAAUAAUUAAGAAUUGACUAAUUAAGAAUUAAGAAGCGUCUUUAACAUAUUCAGCUUUAGGUAUAAAAAUAAAUUCCAAAACGUUUUUCACAUAAUUUCUUAUAAGAACUAGAAAGGAGUUUUAAUUUGACUUUUAAUUACAAGUAUACGCAACAAAAAAAGUGAAAAAAAAAAAAUAAACGAUGAUCUUUGAACGCGUUUUUCAUUAAACAUGAUAUAAUUUCCAAAUUGGAAUCCAUAAAACUCGUAAAGAUCCAAAAGCAAACAAUUGUCUGGCUUGUAAGGUACAACUAGUAUAAUAAUACUUGGAAGUAUCCCCCGUUCCCCUUGGUAAACGGAUAAUACUAAUUCUGAAUAUAGUGAUAUUAGAUAAGAUAUAUUUUCUCGGAAUGUUAUUCCGAGAAGAAAAAGGAAAACGCUAACGCGCGUAAUGCCACUGAUAAAAAUGUAAGGAAGAAAAAAUUGUAUACCAUUCCUAUAUACCCUUUCAGACUAAACAAUUUUUAUCUCGCGAUAUUAAUUGACGAUGUAUGUAAAAGAGAGAGAGAGAGAGAAGACGGUAUUUCUGCGAAUAAUCGAGAUAUUUCAUCAAGUAAUUGCGAUAAAAUUUGAAUGCAGAGACGUCAUCGGACAAUGCCGUUUUACGAGUGUAUGAAAUUUUGUAAAUAUAUUUCCCCAUUACACUCAUACACCCACACCCACACAUACACUCAUACACAUCUUCCCGAAGCUAAUGAUACGUUAAUGAUUGUACGUAAUUCCCGUAUAAAUUGUCAUGAUUACGCGACACAACCAUACAGCAUAUACAGUAUAUCGAGCAAGUUUGUCACUGUGCGCAGGAUAACGACCCACAUUUAACAUUGUACCUUCCCUCAAACUGUGUGCGCAGUAUGCAAAUUCGUAGCGUAACUUGCGUACUAUGCAUACCUUUAAUAUACUAGUAUACUUUGUACAAUAAUACUCAUUUUUUUGAAAGAACGAUAAUGAUUAAAGAGAGCUUCGUUUUAAACAUAAUACCGAAGAACGAUCCUAUUUUAACAAUUGCUCUAGCGUCUUACGAGUGAUAUUACUUUUACCACUCACUUUUCAUUGCAUCUGUAUAAAUAGACUAUUGCUCUCCCUCAUUCCUUCUAUAUAUAUAUAUAUGUAUACAUAUACUCCCCUUCCUUUUUUUACAAAGAAUUGUAUUUUCUAGCGCGCCGACCUAUCAGCGGAUUAUACCUAUUAAUAGCUCCAUUUGUUAUAAGACUUGGAAGAUUUGUACAAUAUAAAUAAUCGAUAAUAAAUCAAUAACAGACGCUUCGUGGUCCAGAAUCAAAA